AAGAACUGUUUGUCCAUGUUGGGAAAGACCAGCAUUCCCUUUGCGGCGUGGGUGCACCGCUUGGCCUCUAGGGGGCGCUGGUGGCGUCCGUGGGCCCGGGAAGCCCAGGCGGGGCUCCUGGGCUGUGGCGUCCCGCGGCGUCCUGGGCCUCACCCGACCUCCUCUCCACGGGACAGGAGGUUCCCCCUGGAGGACAUUCCCGUGGAUGAGAAGGGCGCGGCGCAGUGGCUCCACAAGCUGUACCAGGAGAAGGACGCGCUGCAGGAGAUGUACAAGGAGAAGGGCGAGUUCCCGGGGGAGCGGAUCAAGCCCGCGCGCAGGCCCUGGACCCUCCUCAACUUCCUGUGCUGGGCCGCCGUGCUCCUCUCCCUCCUCUUCAGCUUUGUCCUGGGCAUCUUUGCCAGUGGCUCCCCGCUGCUGAUCCUGACGUUCCUGGGCUUUGUGGGUGCAGCUGCCUUUGGACUCCGGAGACUGAUAGGAGUAACUGAAAUAGGGAAAGGCUCCAGCUACGGAAACCAAGAGUUGAAGAAAAAGGAAUAAUUAAUGGCUGUGAUUGAACGCACGUAACCUGCCGUGGUAUCCGAUUAACUCAAUCCAAGCAACACACGCAGAGCGAGGGGAGAGAGACACUUAGAAACUAUUUUUCUUAUUAACUGGUGACUAAUAUUAACAAAUGAAACUUGAGCCGAGAGCGGAGAUGUCAGAAGGCCUGCCAGGUGAAGACGGCCAGCCCGGGCGCGGGGGCCCCCUCCGCCCGGCGCCCACACGAGACGGGCUGGGCGGGAGGCGCCCGGGCCCCGGGAGCGCCGGCGCCAGCUCUCCAAAGCACGGCUUCCCACGCGGGGCCUCGGGCUGCUCCCCCUUAGUCCGCGUAGGUGGGGGGUUUUGUUUUCCAUCAGUUAGCAGUUUGACCCGGCCUCCUCCCUCCCGCCCUGUGCCCCCAGAAUGCCAGCUCUUCAACCAUUCCCGCUGUCCCAGGAGUGGGGCGCCGGGCCCUGGAGAGCUCCUGCGGCACCUCGCUUCUAGCCCGGGGGGUGGGGGGACACCAAGGUGAUAAGCACAUACCCCAUGUCAAUCAGCCUGACCCGGCAGGCCCCCCCCCCCCCCGCUUCACCUGCCCCGGUCCCUUUAGCCUGUGUGUAAAGACCUUGGAUUUAUUUUUAAAGCGAAUGGCCCCAA
Messenger RNA from Perognathus longimembris pacificus (Pacific pocket mouse), 1179 nucleotides. RefSeq names its product 1-acylglycerol-3-phosphate O-acyltransferase 3 (gene Agpat3). Gene Ontology annotation, cellular component: endoplasmic reticulum; endomembrane system. The record is from RefSeq and is a predicted model, not a curated record. Bases 16 to 540 code for a protein of 174 amino acids. Gene Ontology annotation, molecular function: 1-acylglycerol-3-phosphate O-acyltransferase activity. The transcript is spliced from 3 exons. NCBI's taxonomy places the organism in Eukaryota, Metazoa, Chordata, Mammalia, Rodentia, Heteromyidae.